Molecule: messenger RNA, 1119 nt
Organism: Haemonchus placei
Lineage: Eukaryota; Metazoa; Nematoda; Chromadorea; Rhabditida; Trichostrongylidae
Source: the annotation of a GenBank genome assembly
GUUCUGCAUGAAAAUCCCCUAUCAUCAUGUAAAACAGCAAACGUUACAGCUACGCUUGGGCUCGAUGCUGACUUGGUGGAGGUACAAAAGGUGGCACGCGAUUUUGCUCAAAAAGAAAUGUAUCCGAACAUGGCCAAAUGGGACAGAGAGCUAGCGUUCUUCGACCCGAAAUUCUUCCAAAAUAAGAGAGGAUAUCAAAUUAGGAUCAAAUUAGGUUUUGGUGCCAUAUAUUGUUCUGAUGAAUUUGGGGGCUCUGGAAUGAGUCGUUUACAUGCAUCAGUAAUUUAUGAGCAGCUCGCAGCAGGUUGUGUGUCCACCGCGGCUUACAUGAGUAUUCACAACAUGUGUGCCUGGAUGAUUGAUACCUAUGGAUCAAAAGAGCUCCGAGAAAAACACAUUCCUACUAUGGCGACUUUCGAGAACUUGUCGUCAUAUUGCCUGACAGAGCCGGAUUCAGGGUCCGAUGCUGCGAGUCUCCGCACAACAGCUAGACGUGAAGGCGACUAUUACGUGGUCAAUGGAUCCAAAGCUUUUAUAAGUGGAGCUGGCUCAUCAAAAAUAUAUGUGGUUAUGGUACGACACGAAGGCCAACCUGGUGCAAAGGGCAUUUUCUGCCUACUGAUCGAAGAUGGUAUGGAAGGGUUUUCACAGGCCAAAAAAGAGAGCAAACUUGGCUGGAAUACCCAGCCCACCCGUAUUAUUACCUUUGAGGAUGUUAAGGACCUGACAAUUACGGCUUCAAUAUUGCCAUGGCUGGCAUCAAUGGUACGGAAGCAGUUUGGUAAGCCUUUAUCGGAUUUUCAAUGGAAUCAGUUCAAACUGGCAGAAAUGGCAACGAAAUUAUAUUACGUAUCGCCCCGUCGCUCCCUUAUAAACUUCAUCCUUUGCGACAUUUUCUCAAAUACAGGGUUGGCUCUGCGCCUGUUACGAAGAAAGGAACCUAGUCCGUUCAACUGUGGACUGUCUGGCUUGACACUUUCUACAUGUGAUCCCCUUAGACAGAAACAUUUCCACGUUUUGCUAGUAAGAUUAUGUGUAGUCAAGGAAAUGAUGAGAAUGAUUUAUGCACAAUUCUAUAAUAUAUAUUGCUAUUACUUCUUCUCAGAGUGUCGAACGUGA